Messenger RNA from Penicillium manginii, 1602 nucleotides. RefSeq names its product sugar porter family MFS transporter. Gene Ontology annotation, molecular function: carbohydrate:proton symporter activity. Lineage: Eukaryota; Fungi; Ascomycota; Eurotiomycetes; Eurotiales; Aspergillaceae. The record is from RefSeq and is a predicted model, not a curated record. Gene Ontology annotation, biological process: carbohydrate transport; transmembrane transport. Gene Ontology annotation, cellular component: membrane. Bases 1 to 1602 code for a protein of 533 amino acids. The transcript has 5 exons.
AUGGCAAAUAUCUUGGAAAUGGAUAAAGGCGUCCAGCAUGCUGAGCAUUCCAGCUUGCCUGAUCAACUCAAUAUUGACGAGGCAGCUGAGUUGGCCAACGGCGCUGGGAACACAAAAUCCGCUCUUUGGACUCUCAGCAUGAUUCGCUUGUACGGUUGCUUGUUGAUUGGAUAUCUCUGCGCAACAGUGAACGGCUUCGAUGGUGCUGUCAUGGGUGGAAUCAAUGCCAUGACAUCUUACCAGAACUAUUUCCAUAUGGUGAGCGCGUCCUCCAGUACCGGGAUUAUAUUCGCUAUCUACAGCAUCGGUACUGCAUGUGCGGUCCCGUUUGUUGGCCCCACGAGUGAUCGCUGGGGAAGACGAGCUGGCAUGUUUAUUGGCGCGACCAUUGUCAUGCUUGGGACGCUAAUUACCUCUCGAGCGAUCAACCAUGGAAUGUUCAUGGGUGGGCGUUUCGUCCUGGGAUUUGGCGUCUGCUUUGUCAACGUCAAUGGACCGGUAUAUGUUGGCGAGAUGGCCCAUCCCGCUUGGCGUGGUCCCUUAUCCGGCCUUUACAACUGUUUCUGGUACAUCGGAUCUAUCGUUGCAGCCUGGGUGGUAUACGGAACGCAGACUCAGGCUAAUGGAUGGCGCACCCCCCUGUACUGCCAGUUUAUUGCAAGUGGCGUCAUCGCUCUAGCUGUCUGGUUCUUACCAGAGUCUCCUCGGUGGUUAGUAAGCCAUGGAAGGACUGAAUCAGCACGGAAUGUUCUCGCAAGAUACCACGGCGAAGGUAGCCCAGAGCACCCCAUCGUCAAACUACAGAUGGCCGAAAUGGAGCUCCAGAUCUCAACUGAGGGAUCGGAUAAGAAGUGGUGGGACUAUACGCAGUUGUGGAAGACUAGAUCUCACCGUCGUCGCCUGAUCUGUGUUCUCUCGAUGGCUCUAUUCGGCCAAUGGUCCGGCAACUCAUCCACCAGCUACUAUCUUCCCGUCAUGCUCGAGAGCGCAGGUAUCACCUCAGAGAGCCGAAAGCUUCUGCUGAACGGAAUAAACGCACCACUUUGCUUCAUUUCUUCGGUCAUGGGGACUAUGCUCCUCGACAAGGCCGGUAGACGUCCACUCCUCAUGUUCAGUCUCAUCUGCUGCAUCGUUUUCCUCGCCAUCUUGACGCCUCUUUCGAAGGUCGCAUCUGAGCACCCAGAACAAGGGUCAACAGCGAACGCAAGUAUUGCAUUUAUUUAUCUUUUUGGCAUUACAUACUCAUUUGCGUGGACUCCUUUGUCUCCCAUGUACGUCGUUGAGUGCCUCGACACCAACACGCGUGCGAAGGGAAAGGCCCUGGCCCAGUUCUUCACAGCCUGUGCUUCCGCCAUCAUCCAGUACGGCUCCGGCCCGGCUUUUGAGCACAUUAAAUAUUACUUUUACAUCGUCUUUAUCGGUUGGGAUCUGUUUGAGGUGGUUUUCAUCUAUCUUUUCUGGCCGGAAACCAAAGACAGGACCUUGGAAGAGCUUGAUGAGGUCUUCCAGGCACCAAAUCCUGUGAAGCGGAGUCUCGAGGCUAAGGAUCUUCAGACCGUGCUCAAUACUCUUCAUAUCGGGGAUAAGCAUUCGGACUUUUAG